This is a messenger RNA of Eublepharis macularius, 1220 nucleotides long. RefSeq names its product MPV17 mitochondrial inner membrane protein like 2 (gene MPV17L2). Lineage: Eukaryota; Metazoa; Chordata; Lepidosauria; Squamata; Eublepharidae. The record is from RefSeq and is a predicted model, not a curated record. The transcript has 6 exons. Gene Ontology annotation, biological process: mitochondrial ribosome assembly. Gene Ontology annotation, cellular component: membrane; cytoplasm. Bases 250 to 885 code for a protein of 211 amino acids.
GGAGAGUUUCCCCUAGUAACAGUCAUGGCGGCCCUUCCGGUGUAGGGUUGCCUCAGUAGCUAUCAUGGCCGCCCUCCGCCGCCCACGUGACCCUCUCCGCCCCCACCUUUGGCGCGGCCGGUCCUUCCUGCUCUCCGCCGCGCCGAGCGCUGCGGGAGAAGCCCCGAGAAGCCGGUGGGGGUGGCCCCCUUGGGCUCCCUGAAGGGCCACUGGAGAGUCGUUGAGGCUGUGGCGUCCCUGGGGUGGACGAUGCUGUCUCGUGGCCGAGCCCUGGUGGCGGGCGUCGCUGUGUACUGGAAGCCGCUGUUCAGAGGCCGCCUCCUGCUAGUCACCAACACCUUCAGCUGCGGGUCGCUGCUGGCGGCUGGGGACACGCUGCAGCAAGCCUGGGAGAGGAAGCAGGAACCGCGGCGCAAGCGGGACCUGGCCCGCACAGCUCGGAUGUUUGCCAUCGGCUGCAGCAUGGGCCCCCUGAUGCACUACUGGUACCUCUGGCUGGACCGUGCCUUCCCUGCUGCUGGGUUCAGUGGGAUCAGAUCUGUCCUGAAAAAGGUCUUCAUUGACCAGAUAGUGGCCUCUCCCGUUCUGGGGGUUUGGUAUUUCUUAGGAAUGGGGUCCUUGGAGGGACAGACUCUGGCUCGCAGCUGGCAGGAUCUAGAGGACAACUUCUGGGCGUUCUACAAGAUGGACUGGUGUAUCUGGCCACCAGCACAGCUGAUCAACUUCCUGUACCUUCCCCCAAAGUACCGUGUGAUAUAUAUGAAUGUCAUUACACUUGGAUGGGAUACAUACCUCUCCUACCUUAAGCAUCGCCCCAAACAGCCAACCCUCAGCACGGAAGAAGAUUCCAAACCCUGUGCCAUUGAGAUCCAAACUACCAGCUGAACCCAUCAUGACUCUUGUGGCUAGGAAGAGGUUUGGUUUGUGCUUCCGUGGGGACAGGCGUCAAAGGACGCAUGAAGGAAACACAGGACUCAAGCCAACUGGCCGUGGUGCUUGGGGGAGCAGCCCUAAACCAACAACUGUUGCUGGGGAGCAGCAUGGGGGGAUGCCCCCUUCCAGCCUGCCGGUCAGCAAAAACUGUCCCGCUCAGGCCUACGAGUGGCCUCUCUGAGGUGUGGUCCAACUAAUCCUGCCUGUUGUGGCUUAAUUUAUUCAGGAGGUGACCAGAUGUGCCAUGUCUUUGUUUUUCUCAAUUAAAAGACAAAUGUGAUUCCUUA